AGCAGCAGCAGAACUCACAUCACACAGCAGCAGGCAGCGCGUUGGGAAAAAAGUACUGCGAAAAAAAUUUGUUUAAACACAAAGUGAUCGCUACGUUGUUUAGCAAAUGCAAUAAAAGUUUGCAUCGUGGAUUGUGCAAAUGAAAUAAGUUGGAAACUACAAUUUCUAUUCCGGUGUGCCCAAAUAAUUGCCGUCGUCUGUGACAAAAAAAUAGUAGUAGCCUUUUCCACUGCCCAUUUGCGCUUUUCAUUUUGCACGCUGCUUCGCUACGCUUUUUGGCGAACUCUGGAAUUGAUCCAGCAGCCAACCAACCGGGUAGCCAACAACAAUAACAAAACGUUUGACAAGCGGUGCCCCGACUUUUUAGCUGAAGAAGGAGCUAGCAGCUAGCCAAAAAUCCAUCAAAAUUAACGCGGACACAGCUGAGCGACGCAGACGCGAACGCUGCUUCUAUUACAAAAAGAUGGCGAUGUUAACGACCGAAGAGGCGAGCAAGUUGCUCGACUUCUCACAGAAGUUGGAUAUAAAUUUGCUCGAUAAGAUUGUCGAGGUAUUGUAUUCAGCUCAGGGUGAACAACAGCGACUGGCGCAAGAUAUACUCACCACACUGAAAGAGCAUCCAGAGGCAUGGACACGGGUCGACAGCAUACUCGAAUAUUCACAGAAUCAACAAACUAAAUUCUAUGCGCUCCAAAUACUUGAGGAGGUAAUCAAGACGCGCUGGAAGGUUUUGCCGCGCAAUCAGUGUGAAGGCAUUAAGAAAUAUGUGGUCAGUCUGAUCAUUAAAACAUCCUCGGAUCCGGCUAUCAUGGAGCAGAACAAAGUUUAUUUGAACAAACUGAAUAUGAUACUGGUGCAGAUAUUAAAACGUGAGUGGCCACGUAAUUGGGAAACGUUCAUCAGUGACAUUGUGGGCGCGUCCAAGACAAAUGAGAGUUUGUGCAUGAACAAUAUGGUCAUAUUGAAGAAUCUGAGCGAGGAGGUGUUUGACUUUUCAAUUGGCCAAAUAACGCAAACAAAGGCGAAGCAUUUAAAGGAUACCAUGUGCUCGGAAUUCUCGCAAAUAUUUACGCUAUGCUCCUUUGUGCUGGAGAACUCAAUGAAUGCAGCACUUAUACAUGUCACGUUGGAGACGCUGUUACGUUUCCUUAACUGGAUACCGUUGGGCUACAUCUUUGAGACAACGCUUAUCGAGACGCUAAUCUUCAAGUUUCUUAGCGUGCCCAUGUUUCGCAAUGUAACCCUGAAGUGCCUGUCGGAAAUUGCCGGUUUGACCGUUCCCAAUUACAACGAGAACUUUGCCACACUAUUUAAGGACACUAUGGUGCAGUUGGAUCAGAUUAUUGGGCAAAAUAUGAACAUGAAUCAUGUAUUCCAGUGUGGCAGUGAUACGGAACAGGAAUUUGUUCAGAAUCUGGCCAUGUUCUUGUGCACGUUCCUUAAAGAGCACGGAAAACUGGUGGAGGAUGCCAAAUAUGUCGAUUAUUUAAAUCAGGCACUAAUGUAUUUGGUAAUGAUCAGCGAAGUGGAAGAUGUAGAGGUCUUCAAGAUUUGUCUAGAGUAUUGGAAUAGCUUGGUUGAGGACCUGUACAAUACUGAGUUCUUCCAUCCCAAUCUGGACAGCUCAAAACGGCAGCAAGUUUAUCCAAGGAGGCGCUUCUAUGCAGCCAUUUUGUCAAAGGUGCGCUUCAUUAUGAUUUCACGAAUGGCUAAGCCGGAGGAAGUGCUCGUGGUCGAGAACGAGAACGGCGAGGUGGUGCGAGAAUUUAUGAAGGAUACCAAUUCAAUUAACUUGUAUAAGAACAUGCGUGAGACUUUGGUAUUCUUGACGCAUUUGGAUUGUGUGGACACUGAUCGCAUUAUGACGCUUAAGCUUAUGAAUCAAGUCAACGGCACCGAGUUUUCUUGGAAGAAUCUGAACACGUUGUGCUGGGCCAUCGGCUCCAUAUCGGGUGCUUUCUGCGAGGAGGACGAGAAACGUUUCCUCGUCACUGUCAUCAAAGAUCUGCUUGGCUUGUGCGAGCAGAAAAAGGGCAAGGAUAACAAGGCGAUAAUCGCAUCCAACAUUAUGUACGUGGUUGGCCAGUAUCCGCGGUUCUUGCGAGCGCAUUGGAAAUUCCUCAAAACAGUGGUAAACAAGCUCUUUGAAUUUAUGCACGAAACGCACGAUGGUGUCCAGGAUAUGGCAUGCGAUACGUUCAUUAAAAUAGCCAUCAAGUGUCGUCGCUACUUUGUCACCAUACAACCGAAUGAGGCCUGCACUUUCAUCGAUGAGAUAUUGGGCUCGAUGAGCAGCAUUAUUUGUGAUCUACAGCCGCAGCAGGUGCAUACCUUCUAUGAGGCAGUUGGCUACAUGAUCUCCGCCCAGGUUGAUCAGGUGCAACAGGAUGCGCUUAUUGAACGCUACAUGAUGCUUCCCAAUCAGGUCUGGGACGAUAUCAUCUCGCGCGCAUCAAAAAAUGUAGAUUUUCUGAAGAACAUGACAGCUGUCAAGCAAUUGGGCAGCAUAUUAAAGACGAAUGUAGCCGCGUGCAAGGCUCUGGGCCAUGCAUACGUAAUACAAUUGGGUCGGAUCUAUUUAGAUAUGUUGAAUGUGUAUAAAAUCACAUCGGAGAAUAUUAUACAGGCCAUUGAGCUAAAUGGCGUGAAUGUGAACAAUCAACCAUUGAUCAAAUCAAUGCAUGUCGUUAAGAAGGAAACACUCAACUUAAUCUCCGAAUGGGUUUCACGAUCCAAUGAGAAUCAACUGGUAAUGGACAACUUCAUACCGCCCUUGUUGGAUGCUGUUCUAAUGGACUAUCAGCGCUGUAAGGUGCCCUCGGCGCGUGAGCCAAAAGUGUUGAGCGCCAUGGCCACCAUUGUGCACAAGCUGCGACAGCAUAUCACCAAUGAAGUACCAAAAAUCUUCGAUGCCGUCUUCGACUGCACGCUGGACAUGAUCAAUAAGAACUUCGAGGAUUUCCCACAACAUCGUCUAAGCUUCUACGAGCUGCUGCAGGCCGUCAAUGCGCACUGUUUCAAGGCGUUCCUCAACAUACCCCCGGCACAGUUCAAACUGGUCUUUGACUCUGUGGUGUGGGCCUUCAAACACAGCAUGCGUAAUGUUGCUGAUAUGGGUUUGAACAUACUGUAUAAGAUGCUGCAAAACUUGGAACAACAUCCGAAUGCUGCGCAAAGUUUCUAUCAGACAUAUUUUACGGACAUCCUUAUGCAAAUAUUCUCUGUUGUAACCGACACUUCGCAUACGGCCGGUUUGCCGAAUCACGCCAUUAUCCUGGCCUACAUGUUCUCAUUGGUGGAGAAUCGUAAGAUUACGGUGGACUUGGGUCCCAUACCCGACAAUAUGAUAUUCAUACAGGAAUAUGUUGCGUCACUGCUCAAGUCCGCAUUUAAUCACCUUUCGGAUAAUCAGAUUAAAGUCUUUGUAACUGGCCUGUUUAAUUUGGAUGAGAAUGUGCAAGCAUUUAAGGAGCAUUUGAGAGAUUUUCUCAUACAAAUACGCGAGGCCACUGGCGAGGAUGACUCUGACUUGUAUCUAGAGGAGCGUGAAUUGGCAUUGGCUGAGGAACAGGCCAAUAAACGCCAAAUGCAACGUAAUAUUCCGGGCAUGUUGAAUCCGCAUGAAUUGCCAGAGGAUAUGCAGGAUGAAUAGAUGCCGUUGAAAUGUUUCAUGUUAGUUGAAGCUCAUGAUUUUGAUUAUAAAAUGAUGCGAUGUAUGAGUGUUUCUCCGCAAUUUGGAGAAAGUAUAAAUGUUUGUUUGAUUGAAUGCAGAUAAGUUAAACGUUAUAUAUAUUUACUUAUAUACACAAACGCCCCCUCACACAUACACACACACACACACACAACCAUAAUACAACAAAUGCGUUUAUGUUGAUUGUGUAGAGCCGUAGCCGAAUAGUAACUAUCAAUCCCCACAAUAAAAAGUAACGAAAGCGGUUAAUCUGCGCGAUUACAUAAAUUAAUAUGAUAAACAUAUUAUGCGCAUUGACACACAUACACACAAACGUGACACCCCGCAUUGUAGCAAGCAAAAAA
Scaptodrosophila lebanonensis is the source of this 4035-nucleotide messenger RNA. It is a transcript of the gene emb, whose product is annotated as exportin-1. The record is from RefSeq and is a predicted model, not a curated record. The coding region runs from base 464 to 3652 and encodes 1062 amino acids. Gene Ontology annotation, biological process: ribosomal small subunit export from nucleus; protein export from nucleus; ribosomal large subunit export from nucleus. Gene Ontology annotation, molecular function: small GTPase binding; nuclear export signal receptor activity. Gene Ontology annotation, cellular component: nucleus; cytoplasm. The transcript has 7 exons. NCBI's taxonomy places the organism in Eukaryota, Metazoa, Arthropoda, Insecta, Diptera, Drosophilidae.